CUCUCCAAAAGUCCCCCCACGCCUUGUCUCUCUCUCUCUCUCUCUCUCUCUCUCUCUCUCUGCAAAUUCCUAGAGUGACGCCCUCUAGCCGUUGAGUUUCAGUUUUUUUCCGCUUCAUUGCCAAAACCAACCUCUCUCUCUCUCUCUCUCUCUCUCUCUCUCUCUCUCCAAAUCAGUCAGACAAAAUCUCCGUUGACUCCAACUAAAACCUCUACUAUAUCUCGGUCAUCACGUCCUCUUUUAUACCUGUCUAAAGCCCUAGCCCCACCCCGUGUUUUGAUCAAUUGUUCAAACUUAGUAAACAAUGCUCAAAUUCAUCCCCACCGUCUGAUGAUCAAUCGCCGGCUGCCGUGAUGAGCGAAGAAAGCCCCUCCUCCUCCUUCUCCUCCGAUGAUUCCGGUUCACUCUCCGCCCCCGCCGCGGCGGCUCAGCAGAGUAUGGGGCGGAGUCGAAGAAGCACUGGCAGUGCUGAUUUGAUUGCUCCCGGAUUGGCUUCGGAGGGGCAGCGCCAUUGGCGGGAUGUUUUCUGGCUAGGUGUAUUUUUGUUGCACAUGGUUGGAAUAGGUUUAGUUCUCACAGUGCUUGGAUUAAAUAGGCUUAAGAAGAAGGAUAGGCUUAACAUUGAUAGGUACACAACGGGGUUGCUUCAGAAGCAGUCAGGAUUGACAGAGGAUUAUUGGCCGUUGUACGGCGUUGCUGGUGGAGUUGGGACUGUUCUCGGGUGCCUUUGGUUGAUGUUGCUCGGUUCGCGUGCAAAUCUAAUUAUGAAGUUUGCAGUUCACAUCUUGACUACUUAUCUGGCCGUGAUUAGUGUCUUGUGUUUUUGGGGGGAGUGGUUCUUCUGGGGUGUUGCAUUUGCUGUUGGAGCAGGGUUGCAGUUCUUGUAUGUCAUAUCAAUUAUAGACAGAAUUCCCUUUACCAUGUUAAUUCUGCAAGGAGCUGUGAAGAUGGUAUGGAGUCUUCCUGAGGUUAUGAGAGUAGCAUGUGCUUUCAUGCUAGUUAUGCUUUCAUGGCUAGCACUAUGGUCCUUUGGUGCAGCUGGUGUUGUGGCUUCAAGCAUUGGUGAUGGUGGACGUUGGUGGCUUCUUGUGGUAUUUUCUGUAAGUUUAUUUUGGACAGGAGCAGUUCUCUGUAAUACUGUUCAUGUUGUUGUUUCGGGUAUGGUGUUUCUUGUUCUCAUUCAUGGUGGUAGAGAAGCAGCAUCAAUGCCUUCUAAGCCAGUGAUGAAGUCUCUGAGGUAUGCUGUGACAACAUCUUUCGGUAGCAUCUGCUACGGAUCACUCUUUACAGCUGCUAUCAGGACAUUACGGUGGAAGAUUAGGGGAUUCAGGUCAAAGAUUGGCACGAACGAGUGUUUGUUGUGCUGCGUUGAUUUCCUGUUUCAGCUUGUGGAAACCCUUGUGCGAUUUUUCAACAAGUAUGCGUAUGUGCAGAUUGCAGUUCAUGGCAAAAGCUUUAAUCACUCAGCAAGGGAUGCUUGGGAGUUGUUCCAAUCAACUGGUGUCGAAGCGCUUAUUGCCUAUGACUGUUCAGGGGCUGUUCUACUUAUGGGUACUCUUUUAGGUGGGCUUAUAACUGGUACAUGUGCUGGAGUUUGGACAAGGAUUAAAUAUCCUGAUACAGUGGCUAUGGUUGGUGCCACUGCCAUGUUGAUGGGAAUGAUCUUGGUCGGACUGGCAAUGGUGGUUGUGGAGAGUGCAGUUACAUCCAUAUACAUUUGCUACGCGGAAGACCCCUUGUUGAUCCAUAGAUGGGAUGUUGAAUUCUUCAACCAGAUGAACGAGACUCUACAUCAGCGGCUGCAGCAUAGGAGCGCGCGAGCAAGGGAAGUACUGACAACCCACAGCCGGCUUGACAGUCGCGCACAACAAACACUUCAUAUUUGAAAAGUCACCAUUGUUUAGAUAAUACAAGUGUAAUAGGUUCCCAUUUCCCUAGGCAAAAAGUAUAGUGGAGUAAGUUUCCGUUUAGUUUCACUCUUAAUGGUGGCUGGGUGGGCUUAGAACUGUAUGGUGGUUUUGGGGUGUAGAGUAAUCAGAUGUACAGCAAGAAAGCCGACAAAUGUACUACAGUUGGGCGUGGUUUAUUGAAAUCAUUUUUUCUCA
This is a messenger RNA of Rhododendron vialii, 2105 nucleotides long. RefSeq lists its product as uncharacterized. The record is from RefSeq and is a predicted model, not a curated record. Gene Ontology annotation, molecular function: transmembrane transporter activity. Bases 354 to 1886 code for a protein of 510 amino acids. Gene Ontology annotation, biological process: transmembrane transport. Gene Ontology annotation, cellular component: membrane. NCBI's taxonomy places the organism in Eukaryota, Viridiplantae, Streptophyta, Magnoliopsida, Ericales, Ericaceae. The transcript is spliced from 7 exons.